Penaeus vannamei (Pacific white shrimp) is the source of this 864-nucleotide messenger RNA. NCBI's taxonomy places the organism in Eukaryota, Metazoa, Arthropoda, Malacostraca, Decapoda, Penaeidae. The record is from RefSeq and is a predicted model, not a curated record.
AUGAGGAGAGGGAGGCGACGGGACGACCGCCUAGGAGGCUGGAUCGUGACAGGAAAGGCUUGUGGGUUACGCGUUGCGAUCCCGAGCCCUCGGCGGACGGUCCGGGGCGCCGCGCGGAGAGCCUCACCUGAUCUUCCGGUGCCCAUCCUCGAGACGGCACUGCGGGCGGAGAACGUUGGGCCGCCAAGGGGCGCGCCGCCCCCCAGAGUGGGCGCCGGACAGAGCCUGGUGACUGUGGCGGAGGACGUGGCGCAGGUAGCGGGCGGUGACGCGGACACGCUACCGGAGGACGCUGGCGAAGCGGCGAGCGUGAGUGCCGUAGAUGCCAGGGAGGCGUGGUGGGGCGGCGCCAGCGGCGGCGGUGACGCUGGCGGCGGAGACACGCUUGCGGGCGGUGGCGGCAGGGGCGGCGGCGGCGAUGGCGGGCGAUGGCGUGAGUCGUGGGCUUCCGGGAAGAAGGCCGCCGGCAGCUGCAGUGUGGCGGGGCCCGGAGCCGCCCACGGCAGUGACAGCGGCAGCACCGAGGACAGCUCGGGCGCCACGGUGGCAACGGAUUCGGGCGGCGGCGGCACGGACGCCGCCUCGGGUAAGUCUGUCGGUGGCGCUUCCGAGGGCGGGUGGAGGAGCCAGGAGCGGGCGAGGGUGGGCGGGGGAGGCAGGGGGAGAGCGGGGGUGCCCACCGAAGAAGCCUCCAACGACGCCACCGUAGCACCAAGUCUUUGCUUCCACAGGUUACAGGUCAGUCAGAAAAGGCAGGUCAUUGAGGCCGCGGUUGACCUCGCACGCACUAAGGGCCAGCGCGACCCUCCGUUCCAGCGUCCUUCACUCGUCGACCACAACACCACACUGUUCAGUCUGCCCUAA